UCCUCUCGCGCACAGCAGCGGUUUGCUGUUCGGGGUACGCGUUGACACGUUCUCUCCUUUUCCUGAUUGUCUCGUCCUCCCGACAGGCUAUAAGUACCACACAAACACGAGUCGCGCGAUACCAAACGAGCUACUCAACCGUUCUCGAUGGCUAUCAGCACGACCAACUCGAAAGUCGUCUCGCUCUUUGUCCUCUUCAUCAUCAGCCUCGUCGUGUCUCUCAUCCCGCUGCGCUUCCACAAGUUGGUCUCUCGGCCCGGCGCUCAAAUCGUCCUUCGCUUUCUGUCAUGCUUUGCGGGUGGUAUUAUCUUCGGUACGUCGUUACUUCAUCUCUUUCCUGAGGUAAAAGAGUCGUUUGUUCGCUACAAUGAAGAGGCUGACAAGCACGUGGAAUAUCCGGUGCCAGAGAUGAUGGUGGGUGUCGGCUUCAUGAUGGUCUUCCUACUCGAGCAGACCGUCGCGUCCUGUCGUCGCCAACAACGUGAGACGACGAACAAGUGUGUCGAUGCCUUGCCAAAUGUGGUGAGUUCUGAUAAUCUCGUGGUUGGGACUUGUCUGCCCAUGAGUGUGGAGGAGAAUAGCAGGGAGGUCGAGGAUGUGGUUAAUGAUGAAGCAAUUGAGUCUCACCACGGGCAUUCACAUGGAGUCGAGUUGCUUGCCAAUAAUCCGGGGAUCAAAGAGUAUGCGUUUGCAUCUGCACUGUGUCUUCAUGCGUUGUUCGAGGGGCUCGCGCUGGGGUUCCUUGAUACAUCGAGUCAUGUCUUUCAGCUGCUCGUCGGUGUGUCUCUUCAUAAGGCAACGAUUGCAAUUACGUUAGUUAUCCAGCUGGUGAAGGGUCGUGUCAAGUGGAAGGUGUCGGUCGCCAUUGCUCUUAUCUUCUCGUUCAUCACUCCUAUCGGUAUCGCUGUCGGGACGGGCAUCGAGGCGAGUGGAUCGACAAAGAGUGCACUGGGAACACUAGCGGAGACCAUUCUUCAGGCUAUAGGAGCCGGGACGCUUCUCUACGUUGUUGUCAUGGGAAUUAUUUUGGAAGAAUUCAGAGAGGGCGAUCGACAUUUACAGAAGUCAUUAUGUUUUUUGGUCGGCUACCUCUUGGUAGGACUCUUGGCAUUUAUACCGGAAGAUCAUCACGACGACGAUCAUUCGGAUCAUUGUAAUGGGACGUUGACUGACGUUUCGUAGUUGAUUUUUAUGUUUAACUGCAUGAGGCGAUCCAAUCCAUCUACUGAUGUCCAGAGAGUGUUAAGACUGGAGAGUCUUGUUAAAGAAUUAUAUUGUCAUAUCAAA
Corticium candelabrum is the source of this 1287-nucleotide messenger RNA. RefSeq names its product zinc transporter ZIP3-like. The record is from RefSeq and is a predicted model, not a curated record. Gene Ontology annotation, biological process: zinc ion transmembrane transport. Lineage: Eukaryota; Metazoa; Porifera; Homoscleromorpha; Homosclerophorida; Plakinidae. Gene Ontology annotation, molecular function: zinc ion transmembrane transporter activity. Gene Ontology annotation, cellular component: plasma membrane. Bases 148 to 1182 code for a protein of 344 amino acids. The transcript has 2 exons.